AUGUUUCAAAAUAAUAAAAAGAAUUUUACUUGCGAAAUUGAAUCUACCAGUGGCGAAACGUUGGAAAUUAAAGAAGAAUUUAUCGAAAUUGAAUAUGUUGAUAGUGAAACUUCGAAAAUCAAGGAAAAAAUUAUCGAAGAUCAAAAGACUACUGGUGAAAAACUAAAUAAAAAAUAUGAGUUGAAAGUCUGUACCGUAGAUACAAAAGAAACUGAUCAUUUUUCUAUUAACGAUAAGUCUCCGACCCAUAAGGAGCGGAUCAUUCAUAUAUCAAAGCAAGACCCGGAUAAGAAAUACAAAUGCGAAAAGUGUGCUAGAAGCUAUAGCCAUAAAAGUAACUUUUAUCGUCAUCAAAAAUUUGAAAUCGAGGUAAUUCGACAGUUUAGCUGCAAAUUCUGCAACAAAAGUUAUAAACAAAAAGUUUCAAUGGAUACACAUGUUGCCCGCAUGCAUCAGAAAACAAACACAAAGAAGUCCGUAUUGAGGCACAUGUGUGACAAAUGUUUUCGAAGGUACACACGGUUAGAUUCUUUACAACGUCAUAAACUUUUGGACCAUGCAAAAGUCCAGCGACAAUUUAUUUGCAAUUUCUGCGGAAAUGAAACAAAUGUGAAAAGUAGCUUGUAUGUGCACAUUACUUCGCGUCAUAUGAACGAAUAA
Molecule: messenger RNA, 660 nt
Organism: Belonocnema kinseyi
Lineage: Eukaryota; Metazoa; Arthropoda; Insecta; Hymenoptera; Cynipidae
Product: zinc finger protein 43-like
Exons: 2
Coding region: 1-660 (219 amino acids)
Biological process (GO): regulation of DNA-templated transcription
Molecular function (GO): RNA polymerase II cis-regulatory region sequence-specific DNA binding; DNA-binding transcription factor activity, RNA polymerase II-specific
Source: RefSeq, a predicted model, not a curated record